AUGAAGACUUCGCCUGAGCGCGUACAAGGCAUCAUCAUCCGGCCUCUCGCGCCUGGGAACCACAGCUCUUCGCACGAGGGUAUAGUGUGCUUGUCAGGUGACCGAGCUCAGUCACUCGUCGACCAGGUGCCGCGAAACGCAGUGCCAGCUUGUGGCUGGUACGAAUGUUCACUUUCCGCCAAGCUGGGCAUCCCCCUCAAGCUCGGACUGGGCGUCCUCGAUACAGAACAUAGCGGGCCCAAUUACGCAGCGCAGCUGCUCACAAUGCAAUCCGAUCCCAGCGAGGUGGACUUUGGAAGGUCAGUCACCGGCUUGCUGUUCGGUGACAUAAUCCUUGCGAGGACAUCGGGGAACCAGGGGCUCAGUCUAAAGAACGUGCGGAGGUUGCUGGAGUAUGUGCAUUUUGGGUUAAUGGAGAUGAAGCUAAUGGGUAUUAAUGACGAGCUGAGUCGGGCCGCAAGAGCAGAGGGUGCGCGGGUUAUAGCUGGGAAAAUCACGGCGAAGUCCAUGAAAGAGUUCAGGAAGCAGCCGGAAGAAAGUGGACCGAGCGCUGUCGCGACUGCUAGGACCAAGUAA
This is a messenger RNA of Baudoinia panamericana UAMH 10762, 576 nucleotides long. RefSeq lists its product as uncharacterized. Lineage: Eukaryota; Fungi; Ascomycota; Dothideomycetes; Mycosphaerellales; Teratosphaeriaceae. The coding region runs from base 1 to 576 and encodes 191 amino acids. The record is from RefSeq and is a predicted model, not a curated record. The transcript has a single exon.